Molecule: messenger RNA, 1942 nt
Organism: Papilio polytes (common Mormon)
Lineage: Eukaryota; Metazoa; Arthropoda; Insecta; Lepidoptera; Papilionidae
Gene: nhr
Product: nuclear receptor subfamily 2 group C member 1-A-like
Exons: 10
Coding region: 172-1575 (467 amino acids)
Biological process (GO): cell differentiation; anatomical structure development; regulation of transcription by RNA polymerase II
Molecular function (GO): RNA polymerase II cis-regulatory region sequence-specific DNA binding; zinc ion binding; nuclear receptor activity
Source: RefSeq, a predicted model, not a curated record
AUCAUUCAAUCAAUCACUGCCAUGUAUUUUGCGUGUUUAUUUUUGUAAUUAAAACUUUUAUAAAUUCCUAAGGACUAUUUAACUAACUAUGAUUACUUUAUUAAGUAAUUUCUAUUCGUGACUUUAAAAUAUUAAGUGUUGUACGUUUAUUGAAACCAGUGAAAAGAUAUAAUGGAUGCACAAGACCAAUUGGAGCUGAAGUAUAGUGCAGGAGGAGAGGUUGGAGGGUUGGAGUUGUGUAUAGUCUGCGGUGACAGAGCUUCUGGGAGACAUUAUGGUGCUAUAAGCUGUGAAGGUUGCAAAGGCUUCUUUAAGCGUUCUAUCCGCAAGAAGCUAGGCUACCAAUGCCGAGGCAGUAUGAACUGUGAGGUGACCAAGCAUCACCGCAAUCGCUGCCAAUACUGUCGCCUACAGAAGUGUCUAGCGUGCGGCAUGCGCAGUGACUCGGUCCAACACGAGAGGAAGCCGAUAGUGGACAAGGCUAAGGGCGAAGCCCGAGAGGCGCUGCACGACCGCCCCGCUGCUGUCUACUCCAAGUUGCUAGGGCUCGCCGGACAAGCACAGACCGGACAGAUAAACCCAAAAGAGGAACCGAUGGAAUUAGGCGGGGGCUCGCCAGCGCCGGCGCUGAACUUCGCGCUGGCGGCGGCGGUGGCCUUCAACAAGAGUGCUCCGGCGCCCUACCUGCCGGCAGAGGACGCUCGCCGCCAGCUGCUGCUGCAGACACACCUCGCUAAGAACCUCUUCAAGAUGGGACAGUUCGGAGCGAUAAAUGAAUAUUUGCAGUCAGCGUAUGGCGCCACGCCCGACACCCCGCUUGUAACUGACACACAGCAAUCCGAAGGUGUGGAAGCAGGUAUCCUGAGCACAGCGGAGUCCCAGCGGCUGUCGCUGUCGCUGCCGGCCGGCGCCCCGCCGCCGCUGCGCCUGCACGCGGCCUGCGAGGCUGGCGCGCGGCUGCUGCACGCACUGGCGCGCUGGACUCUCGCCGUGCCAGUCGCUGCCGCACUGCCAUUCGAGAUCCAAGCGACAUUACUUCGCAAAUGUUGGUCCGAGUUAUUCGUGCUGGGUCUGUCGCGGUGCAGCGGCGCGCUGCAGCUGCCCACUCUGCUGCCGCACCUCGCCGCGCACCUGCAGCGGGAGCUGCGCGCGCGUAGGGACAACCAGCACCUGCACCAUGCGAGGGACGCACGCGCUGAGUUGACGAUAGCGGACUACAGCGAGGAGCGUAUAGCGGAGGUGAGCGCGCUGGUGUCGCGGCUGCACCAGUACCUGGCCGCGCUGGACCAGCUGCGCCUCACGGAGCGAGAGCACGCGCACCUCAGAGCACUCUGUCUCUUCUCACCAGAUGGUGUACCGGAUUUCCUGACACGUAAGCUCCAGGAGUACCAGAGCCUGGUGGUGCGGUCGCUCCGCGCAUCUGCCGAGGAGUCCCGCGCAGCUGCUCUGCUGCUGCAGCUGCCGCCGCUCCGCACCUUCACGCCUACCUUCAUCGAGGAUGUCUUCUUUGUAGGGUUCCUUGGAGACGUCUCCAUCGAUGAGGUUAUACCUUAUCUGUUAAACGCUGAACGAUGAACUAGGAAGCUUGUUAAUGUUUUAAAUUAGAUUUCUCCCUCGUGGAAUUAAAAAUAUACAAAAGUAAGUAGCCUUUGUCUUCUUUCGAACUAUGUUCUACAUCUGUGCCAAAUUUUAUUGAAAUCCGUUCAGCAGUUUAGGCUACAAACUCAAACAAAUAUCAAAAAACUUUUGCGUUUGUAAUAUACAAGUUGGUUGAUGCUUCUUCUGCGUGAAAUAAAAUAAUAUAAAAAUGUAGGCUAUGUUACUCAUUGAUAACGUAGCUUUUUGUAACGGCCCAGUAGAUUUUGAGUUAUUUCAAUAUAUACAAAAAUACAAAUAUUUCUUUAUAAUAUUAGUAUAGAUAUACAAACAUCCAUCAAUCCUG